Molecule: messenger RNA, 3739 nt
Organism: Antechinus flavipes (yellow-footed antechinus)
Lineage: Eukaryota; Metazoa; Chordata; Mammalia; Dasyuromorphia; Dasyuridae
Gene: CEP41
Product: centrosomal protein 41
Exons: 11
Coding region: 506-1552 (348 amino acids)
Biological process (GO): protein polyglutamylation; cilium assembly
Cellular component (GO): ciliary basal body
Source: RefSeq, a predicted model, not a curated record
AGGAAGGGAACCGAAGUGUAGAGACCGAAAGGAAGGAGGCAACUUAAUUCAAUUCCGAGAGCACUGGUUAAGAGACAAAGAAAAAUGAACCAGACCCUGCCCUCGAGGAGCUUACGCUCUACCGGGUGGGGAGGCGGAGUGAGACACUGACAGCGAGAAAGUGAUGGGGAAAAAGAAAGAAAAGAAAUCGAAUUGCUGGACGCACUUGCCUGCUGGAGGGGCCGUUUGAGCUAUAGAUUGAUGGGUUGGGUACCAGAAGCAUCAGAGAAACCCAGCUUGUCGGGAAUAGCCGCGGGCUUGAAAGAAGUGGGUGUCGUGAGCUCAGCCUGAAUCUUAGGAGAAGUGAUGAGGAACCCAUGGAAUUGACCGGAGAGAGAAGCAGCGUGGGCCUGCCUGUGCUUGAAGGGAAUGGAUCCUUUUGGGAAUUUCGUGGUUUCUGACCAAAAGGAUUCCACAGAACCCAAAGUAUCAGCAUGUCAAGACUAGACUUGACACUGGUAGCAGUAUGACCAAAUACACCGAGAAACUAGAAGAGAUUAAAAAAAAUUAUAGAUACAAAAAAGACGAGCUUUUCAAAAGGCUGAAAGUUACAACUUUUGCCCAGUUGGUCAUCCAAGUUGCUUCCUUGUCUGAUCAAACAUUAGAAGUGACAGCAGAAGAGAUUCAAAGGCUAGAAGAUCAUAAUUCUGCCCAUGCCAUUCCCAAUGCUGAAGACAAGACCAAUGGGAAAGGCAGUCCCACUGAGAAGCCACCCACCCCCAUCGAGUUGGUCGGCAAUGCCGGGGCUGGGGAAUCAAACCGUUCAACGCUGCAGAGCGUCAUCAGUGGUGUUGGAGAACUGGACCUAGACAAAGAGUCACUGAAGAAAAUAGAGCCCAGCUCUAAAGAUAAACCUUAUCCCGAUUGUCCCUUCCUGCUGCUAGAUGUCCGAGAUAGAGAUUCUUACAAUCAGUGCCAUAUUGUUGGAGCUUACAGUUAUCCAAUUGCCACCUUGUCUAGAACCAUGAACCCUUAUUCAAAUGAUAUUCUUGAGUAUAAAAAUGCUCAUGGCAAGAUUAUCAUCCUCUACGACGAUGAUGAGAGGCUGGCCAGCCAAGCAGCUACCACCAUGUGCGAACGAGGAUUUGAGAACCUUUUCAUGCUCUCUGGAGGUCUAAAAGUCUUAGCUCAGAAAUUCCCCGAGGGACUGAUUACUGGGUCAUUGCCGCUGAACUGCCAGCAAACACCAAAUCCUGGGUCUGUCCGAAAGCGAUCCAGCAUCAAAAUGCAGACUCUGUGUGCUGAGAAUAAGUGGAGAUUUACCCCAGAAGAUUUAAAAAAAAUAGAAUAUUAUCUGGAAGAAGAACAAGUUCCUCUGGAAACCCCUGGCCGACUGAGCCGGGGCAACUCCUCCGUCCGGGAUCUCAAAGUCCCAGGUGGCAGUUCCUCUGGAAGGGACGUCAAGGCCACAGCUGUCCGCAGCAGUCAGAGCCUGCCUACCGGCAACUCUGCCAGCAGCCUGAACCCUCGCUCGUUUAGCAGCGGCAACCUUCAGAGCAAACCCUGGAAGUAAAGACCUUGUCAAAUAAAUUCUCUCCCAUUUGUGGGAGCCCCUAAGCACUUCCCAAGUUGGUAACUUCUUCAGAAGGCAGACGUGGGUAAUGGAGACCUCCUCGGGGAGGACCAGUGACCGAGGUAGAGAUGCGCGACAGGCUUUAGUUCUUCCCUGCUGUUUACAGAGUGUUGGAGUCAUCGUCUCAAAUAGGAAAAAGAACUGUCUGGGGUGUCUCUUGUCCGCAGUGUGCUCCAGCCUGUUUACCUGUAUCCCCAUUUCCCCCUUGUAAAUACUCCAUUCACAUCCGCUAAUUGGAGUCUCCCAAUAUCUUCUUUCCAUUUAUGAAGGAAUCCAAACCUUCGAGAUGACUUCUUGAAAAGUUGUCCUGGGAACUCCCAGUGACUCUUAGAGUCCAUCUCUGCCAUCUCCAUACCAGGUGUUGAGCCACGCCCUUGCAAGCCACCCUCCCCAGCACAGGUGCAGGUCAUGCCAUGAACCUGGGGGCUGAUGGCUGGGUUCCCAGAUGUCCAAACAUUUGAGAAUGUAGUGGAACAACUCCCUAGGAUUUGCAAAUUGUGUCUUCCCUUUGGUGAAGGUGUUUACUCAUCCGUAGCAUAGAGUGAUUGUUACUGUACGAUAACCCAAAGGGUUUAUCAGGUUUAAAUGGCUGUCUCCUCCUAGACUCCUUGAUGGUAAUGCAGUAGAAAAUAUGGUGACUGGAAAUCAUCACUUUCCUACACUGGAGCUUCUUUGGGGGGGUGGGGGCAGGAGGGAGAAGGGGGAAGAGGGAGUUCUAUUUCUUUGUCCAAGCCUUCAGCUCUUGUCAGUCUUUGCUUGUAUCCUGUGUACCCUUGCACAUCCUGCUUCUGGCCCCAAAUAUACAGUAUUAGCUGAAUUGUGUAAUCUGUCCAAUUCCUUCCUUAUUUCUCAUUCCUGUGACUGAGCUCUGACUAUGGAGUUAUGAGAGUAUUGGUUCUGGCUUAGGCUAGAAUUUUAAUUCAAUAUUAACCAAACUGCUAGUUGGUUGACUAAUCGAUUCUGUUUAGCCUGUCAAGAAGAUGACUUGGGUAAAGGUAAGGGAUUCUGAAAUAUUUAUGGCCUGUAAAUCUAUAGUUUUGAAAUGGAAAUAAUUGUCAUGGCAAUGUGAUUUUUCAAAAUCCAAAUGAAAAAUUCUUCUCCUUGCUUUGCUUUGCCUUGACUUUCUUUUUUUUUCUCUUCACAGUCAAGUUCCCCAGGGACACAGCCCUCGAGGGUAAGAGAAUCAAAUGAACAGUUAGACAGUAUUUCAGAGAGUCCUGUGAGAAAACAGCUUAUUUGAAUUAGGGUCUGCUAAAAUGUAGCUCUUUGUUUUCAUUUCUUAAAUGUAGCAUUUUCCUGGAUGUAGGAAUCAGACUUUUCUAAGACAUUGUGAAGAAGCAGGGGCCAAACCAUGCUUGAAAAAAAAAGUUCAAGAAUUGUCUUAUUGAAAUUCAGUGGAUGUUUCUGCAAAAUACUUGUUGCCUAAGACCCUCAGUCAGCCUUUCAGCUGAUGCCAAAAUGCUCCAGUGUUUAUUUCUUCUUUAAGGCACAGAUAGAAAAAGGCUUUUUUUCCCUUCCAGCCCUCUGUACUCUUGAAAAAAUCAGUAUAUCCCAAGCUUAACAAGAUUUUUCAGCCAUUGGAUGUAAUUUUAAGGAAAAAAAAAUCUGUUCUGCUGCAGAACUCUGCCAUUUGAAAAUGGCCUGUCAGGAGUAUACUCACCUUCCUGCCCCCAUUUUGAAAGUCAAUCAAUGUCUGCUAAUAGUUUUGCUCUUUGUUCCCUUUGCUCCUGUGACCCCGUGACACUAGAUUAUUAGAGACUUUAUUAUCUGUACAUAUUUUUUGUCGUAGGUUAAUUGAACCUUUUAGGAUUGCUGCAUGUUUUAAGUUUCAGAUGUAUUUAACAGAGUUGAAUGUAUAUUAUAAAUAUUUUUGCAUAGAUGUAAUAGACCUCUGGUCCUAUUGGUAGGGUUUUUAAAUUAACCUGGGCCUCAAAAGAUCUGUGCUGAUUUUGCACCUUAAAUCAGACAUCCUGGAUAAUUUUUCAAUUUUAUGUUUCAACUUUUUUAAUGUUUUCCCUUUAAUAGUUUCCUCAUUAGCUUAUUGGUAUGUUUGUAUUGUUGUUCAAUUGAUCAGUGAUACUCUGUGUGAUUAAGAUUGUUUGCAGAUUAAAGUACAAUGCACGGCAA